AUGAUUUCGAAGCUGGUUGAGUACAUCUACACCAAUGACUUCGAAGUCUUCAUCACUGGCCCAGAUGUGGUCGCUGCCAAAGUGCCAAACGGAGACAUGUCGGACGACGACGUAACAUUCAGCCAGGUCCUCCACGCCUUUCAGUCACUCAGCGACAGCGAGACCAUGGAACAAGUCACUCGGACAUUCACAAGAUUCAUCCGGCUUGUGGAUGCUUAUCUGAUUGCCGAUAAGUUUGGGCUCCCCAAGCUUCGGAGCAGGUCAAUGGACGGUCUGCGCGAGCACGACUUUCAGUCGUUCUACGUGCACACAGACUUUGCGACAGUGGUCGAGCGCGUACUUGAAAGCACGACUGCAGGCUGCGAGCUCAGACUGUUCACCGUCAAGACAUGUAUCAAUGUUUCGCAUAUGAUCGACGAGUCUAUACGCGAUCGAUGGAAUGUUGCAAAGAUUGUGACAAACCACGAGCCCAUGGCAUGGGCAGUUGGGUCCAGAGAACAUACAGUCAACAGCGCACAUUGUGUUGACGAUUGGGAAGUUCGGGGACGAAAGGCUUCUUCGUGA
This is a messenger RNA of Cyphellophora attinorum, 564 nucleotides long. RefSeq lists its product as uncharacterized. The record is from RefSeq and is a predicted model, not a curated record. Bases 1 to 564 code for a protein of 187 amino acids. The transcript has a single exon. Lineage: Eukaryota; Fungi; Ascomycota; Eurotiomycetes; Chaetothyriales; Cyphellophoraceae.